CUUCCGAAAGGGGAGCAUUUGACGGUAACUCUCGUGCUCUGGGGGGCAGCUCACUCUCGCAAUCUCGCACCGAGCCGAGCCAUGUGCAUCUCUGGACGCGUAUUGGUGUGGCUCCAUCACCAUCAUCAUCAUCAUCGUUGGUCUUGGCCAGCUUGGCCAUCGUCGUAGUCGUCGUCGUGGUCUCCUCGUCAUAAGCCAACAACAGUCCGAGCAGGAGAGUCGUACGAGUCUUGUCUGCGUUUACUUUGGGUGAAAAAGUCUUGCAAAAUGAUCACAUCUAUCAAUGAGCCAAAGUACCGUAUCGCGUUCGGUGGUGGUUCGCUGCAGCUGUGCUGUUUGUGAUGAGUGUUGGGUGGCCUAGAGAUUUGCUGCCAAAGAAAGAAAGGGUCAAACUAUUUACGACAGUGCGCUGGAUUGGAUGCUGAAAGUUGCAUAUAGUGUGAAUCUGCUGAAGGCCGUUCGCUUGCCGUUGAAAACGUUCUCGUGACUAUGGCUGAUUCUGAACUUUGUUGGGGCUUAUAGGAAGAAGACUGUGUUUUUUUUUUGCGGAUUAGGCAUUCGGUACCCGCCUAGAAGACCAGCCUUUUCCUUAGACAUAUCUAGGCCAACAGUUCGCUCUCACGGGUCGGUCGGUGUUCCGUCGUAUCGCUUGUUCGCUCAUACGGGAACACAGCCUCGAAAAAUUCCAGUGGUACAGGGGCUCGUGUCAUUCGGUGGGUAGGAGCGCAUCGGAACGCACUUUCUUAUGAUUCCGCGUCAUAUUGGCUGAGAUUUCGACUGUAAGGUCGCAGUUGAUGGGCGCACACGACCGUGCGGCGACAGCCUUGAGUUCCAGUCCGUGAAGUGAACCCGCGUGUGCGCGCAUUCGCCAGUGUGAGUGUAUGUAAAUAUAGAGGAAACCCAGGCUUAUGAGGUUUGAAAACAAGAAGAGUGUGAAAUAUAGAAGCAUGAAUCAGGUGUUUACAAUCGUACACCAUUCCGGAUAUUCAACAUUCAACAGUUGCUAGUGUUUUUUCGCGAGUUACGAUAGAAGUGUCGUUGUCUAUCUGGUAUCUUAGUUAAAAGUGGAAUGUAACUAAAUAGUAGCAGAAUACAAAUCCUUAACCCCCAUUUGGACGCACGAUUAUUACCAGUGUGCUAGUGCGAUGUGCUCGAAGCUCUGGAAUCACUUGACUCGAAAGUAAACAUUAAACACAUUACGCCAAGCAAGAUCUCGCUAGUAGUGCUGUUAGAACACGAAGCUAAGGAGAGCGAGAGGAUAAGCAACAUCAAAACAGAUUCUGUCAUCCGGAGGAAAUCUCCCGGACCGUCUUUUGCUUGAGAUCCGCGUCGACUCAUUACACGGCGAAAAGCUGCAAAAGUAGCGGAAUUAAAUCCACGGAAGCCGUUGAGGUUGAGUUCAUUGGUUGGUUGCAUGACGGCUGUCGUCGUCGUCGUCGUCGUCGCGUUUGCACUCUCUGCGUCACUGACCGACUCAAAUGUGGGGGUGUGGUCGCCGCGGGCAAUCAACCUGCGUCAGUUCUCGUAAUGGCAAACGCGAGAUGGCCAACCGAAUCGGGUUUAAAUUGAAACUGAUUGCAAUUGAGUGUGUAAAUAUUAAUUAUUAACGUGUAGAAAUAGUCGAUGUGUUUUUCGAUAAUGUUGUUUGGAAGGAUUGCAGCAGCGUGCGUUAGUGGUUGUUCCUGAUCUUCGUCGCUGUCAUUGGCAUUUUGCGAGGAAGCAAACGGAAGCAGCAAGUGCAUGUGUUAAUUGCAUUGAAUUUAUUAUAUCGUGUGCACAGCAGAAGAAGAAGAAAAGAAAGAGAUAGAAAACGUGAGUAAAGAUUUUUUGUCGGUACCAACACGCGCCGUAAAGUGAUACAUCAGCAGUAUCGGCUUUCGGCGUGGCGGGGGAACGGUGAACGAAGCGCGCGGUGCCCAGUAAGGAGUGGGAAGUGUAUAGCUUUAAUUGAGUGAGUGCUGAGUGAUAUUAAUACAUAAAAGGGCAUCAAGUGUAUCAAGCAGAAGAGCGCACCGCCAUGGCUUCUUCGGCAACGUUGAGUGCGGAGGGAAGCGGAAAGCAACAGCAGUCCCCGCGUAACACCGGAGGCCAAGCUGUGGUCAACCCAACAGCAGUAAAGCUCGGUACGAUAGAAGUCCCGAAAGCGCUGCAGGAUGGCGAGAAAUUUCUCAAGUGGGAUGAGGAAUCCUGCACCGGCACACCGGUAACAGUGCGAGUGGACGCCAAAGGUUUCUACCUGUACUGGGUGGACCAAAACCAUGAAAUGUACUUUCUAGACAUAGCUACCAUCCGUGAUGUACGAACUGGUCCGUACGCUAAGAAGCCAAGGGACAUGAAACUCCGACAGUUGGUCACAAUGGGCUCGCAGGAUACGCUCGAAGAGAAAACCGUCACCGUUUGUCACGGUGCUGACUUUGUAAACGUGAACUUCAUCAACUUUUGCUGCACCAGAAAGGAAAUUGCAAGGUUAUGGAGCGACGAGCUCAUCCGGAUGGCAUACAAUCUGACCCAGCUGAACGGACCCGCGAUAAUGUUCCUCCAAAAAGCGUACACCAAACUUUGUCUGCAGGUCGACAAGAGCGGGAAGGUCCCCGUUAAAACCAUCAUCGAAGCGUUCGCCACCAACAAGGCCGAGCGACGGCGCGUGGAGAAGGCCCUCGACGUUUCCGGACUGCCCUCGGGGAAGGGCGACACGCUGGCGCUGUCCAAGUUUCAGUUCGAGGACUUUUUCAAUCUGUACAAAAAUCUCACCCAAAGAACCGAAGUGGAGAAAGUCUACGAUGAACUGGUUGGAACGUCGAAGCGGCGACUGAUGUCUACGUCGCAGCUAGUGGACUUUUUAAACAAAACUCAGCGGGACCCCCGGUUGAACGAAAUUCUACAUCCCUACGCAAACACGGCACGGGCCAGGGAGCUGAUCCAGGAGUACGAACCGAACAAAUUCAACGCUCAGAAGGGGCAGCUCAGCUUCGAUGGGUUUCUAAGGUACUUAAUGUCGGAGGAUAACCCAAUCAUGGCCCCGAGCAAGCUGGACUUGUGCGAUGAUAUGGAUCAACCGCUGUCACAUUACUUCAUCAACUCCUCGCACAACACCUAUCUGACGGGUCAUCAGAUUACGGGCAAAAGUUCGGUGGAAAUCUACCGGCAGAGUUUACUCGCCGGAUGCAGGUGUGUCGAAUUGGACUUCUGGAAUGGUCGCACCGAGGAGCCCAUCAUCGUGCAUGGAUAUACUUUUGUUCCAGAAAUUUGCGCCAAAAACGUACUAGAAGCAAUAGCUGAAACAGCAUUCAAAACAUCCGAAUUUCCUGUGAUACUAAGUUUCGAAAACCACUGUAACCCGAGGCAGCAGGCAAAGAUAGCUAACUACUGUCGUGAUAUUUUUGGAGAUAUGUUACUAGAUAGGCCCCUAGAUUCCCAUCCCCUCGAGCCGGCCAUGGACCUGCCCGCGCCGGCUGCACUGAAGCGCAAAAUCAUCAUUAAGAAUAAGAAAAAGCAUCACCACCAUCAUCAUCACCACAAAAAGGGCACCGUCACCGGUCCCUCGGCGGCGGCGAUAGCGGCCAAUGCAGUGAAUAGCAGCAAUAUAACCGCCACGGCCGGAACCAUCAUCGCUGGUACCGCCACCAUGGGCGCCAAUAAUAAUGUCAGCAAUAACGUAAACGCAAACACCACUUCCGCCACGCUGAUGGCAACCGCGGCGGCCGGAACGGCAACACUCAUCACCACCAGCACCGGUAAUAGUGGCAGCGGCACCGGCGCAGCCCCAGUUGGACCAGCCGGUGCAAGCUUACAACCGCAGCAGCAGCAGCAACAACAAUCACAGUCACAAAAUCAGGAGGAAAGCUUUACCGCCCUCGACAGCACUACCACCAACAGCACACCUAGCACCAACUUGAACAACGGCAUCAGCAGCAGCAACAACAACAUUAACAGCAGCACUCUCAUUGCCACUGGCACCAGUUGUACAUCACCCACCAGCAUCACCACCACCUCCACCAGCGUCGUCAGCACACCACAAGCGAUAGCAACUGGUAAUGGCGACGUGCCGCACCAUGCACCUCCAUUACAGCAAAUACGGCAGAGUUCAAAGGAAAGCACCGGUUCAUCGAUAGACGAUGACACGGAUAGUUCGAGCGAUGACGAGGAGUCGAUGCCGGGUGCACAAGCCGGACCAAUUGGAUCCACCGAGGCCGACAAAGUGCCGCAAACCAAAGAGACUGAAGCGGGUGCGGAAAUUUCCGCCCUCGUCAACUAUGUUCAACCUGUACAUUUUAGUAGUUUUGAAAAUUCCGAAAAGAAGGCACGUUACUACGAGAUGUCUUCAUUUGACGAGAAACAGGCAACCACGCUGCUGAAGGAACGACCAAUCGAGUUUGUCAACUACAACAAACAUCAGUUGUCACGUGUCUAUCCGGCAGGGACGCGCUUCGAUAGCUCCAAUUUCAUGCCACAGUUGUUCUGGAACGCCGGUUGCCAGUUGGUGGCACUGAACUACCAAACCCUGGAUCUGGCAAUGCAGCUCAAUCUCGGCCUGUUCGAGUAUAACCAUCGGUGCGGAUACCUAUUGAAGCCGGAGUUUAUGCGCAGAAAGGAUCGCCGCUUGGACCCCUUUGCCGAAAGUACCGUGGACGGUAUCAUCGCCGGUACGGUGAUUGUAACGGUGAUGUCCGGACAGUUUCUAACGGAUAAGAAAGUCGGGACCUACGUGGAGGUGGACAUGUUUGGCCUACCGGCGGAUACGGUGCGGAAAAAAUUUCGUACCAAAAUAGUGCGCGACAACGGGAUCAAUCCGAUCUACGGCGAGGAACCGUUUGUGUUUAAGAAAGUGGUACUUCCGGAACUGGCCAGUAUUCGUAUAGCUGCUUACGAGGAAGGUGGAAAACUGAUUGGACAUCGGGUGUUACCGGUCAUUGGCAUGUGUCCCGGGUAUAGGCAUCUGACGUUACGAACGGAAGUUGGCCAACCAAUAACACUGGCAACACUGUUUCUAUCGAUAGUGGUGAAAGAUUACGUCCCGGAUGGGCUGUCCGAACUGGCGGAAGCUUUGGCCAACCCAAUUAAGUAUCAAAGUGAGCUGGAUAAGCGUUCCGAACAGCUGGCGGUGCUUCAGGAAGAUAUGGAACCCGAGGAAGAGGAAGAUUCAUUUGUAAUUGUAUCUUUAGGUCCGAGAAAGGAUACGCUAAAAUCUAGUGAUAAUGCUAGUGGUAGUCCGUUACAUAGGCCCAGUGUUCAGCCUGUGUCCGCUCUGGCAGCGGCCGCAGCUUCUGGUACCGAUAGCGAUCACGAACGCGAAACUCCUCUGGAAAUGAUCUCAAAGGUUGUGGCUUUGCCGGUGGCGCAACCUUCGCUGGAACAAACUAGUCCCCUGCUGGUGAAGCAAGCAACCAUUCAGCAACAGCAACAUCCACUUCAAUCUGAAAGGCAGCAGUUGUCUUUUCAAGGAUCUGACCACGCUGAUGCUCCCAAGAUUGUGGCGGAACCGCUGGAGAAGAUUUUCGAAGACAAGCAGGUUCGAAAGAAAAGGGAUGCCCUGGAGAAGGAACUGAAAGCACUGAAGAAAAGUCACGACAAGGAGAAGAUCAAGGUGACGACGCAAAAGAGUGGCGAUCUGACUGAAGGGAUCAAGAAGAGCAAAUUUGGUAUGGGGAAUAAGUUAGUUAAACGGUUUAGCAGUAAGAACAUGGCAGAUAUGAGCAUUCGGAUACCACCCUGUGCGACGGAUGCCGAUUCAUGUGAUAAUAGUGCACAGGCGGAACGACUGAAACAGGUUUGCCGUGACCAUGCGAGCAGCUACCAAGAAGUGCUGGAGAAAUACCAUGAAGUUAUUUACAAUUUGGUUGAAGAAUUGCUCCGACAAUCACAGGAAAACCAAAUGAAGCAGCUCAAGGCGCAGCAUGAACGUGAAACUAGCGAGGUGAUGCGACAUCUACAGUUGUCCAGGAAAAACGAAGUUAAGCAACUCGCGCAGGUGCACAAAGAUAAAGACGAGCUAGAGAGAAUGAAGCGAGAGGUGGACUCAACCCUAGUGGAAAAAGGUGUAGCCGAACGUGUUCGAUUGUCUGCGAUGUACACGCGGAAGCAAGAUGAACUUCAGCGACAACAUGACACCGUGAAGCAAGGGCUAGAGGAACAUCGAGCGAAAGCCAAAGCAAUGCUCGAAAAGGAGGCAGAAUCUCAUGCGUGCAUUUCGGAAACGUUCCUGGCGCAUCUCAACACCAGCAGUAGUACAACCAGCUGUUCGUCGGUCGGAACCGCCCCCACGACGUCGAUCUCCAGUGGGAAUCUGUGCGCCAGUGCCGGCGGUUCCAUCACCAAGUCCGUUUCUUCCUCCUCGAACGCACACGAGAACAACGUUAACAAUACUCACGUACAUUUUGCGGAGUAAGCAAUCAUCGGUUCAAUCUAGUCAUUAUUAGUGUUAAAAAAAAAAAGAGUUUUCAAGUGCAAACAAUUUGCUAGUUCUGUCCGAGAGACUGAAGCGAAUCUAGGUGGAUCGAGUUUCGGGAAUUGCACAUUGGAUGAAAGGAAGGUAAUCUCUAAUUCAAACCGACUGAUAAAAUAAUUGGAAUGCGUAACGUGGAACUUGUGUAGAUUCGUGGUUGAUAUUUGGUGACGCAUUUGCUAUCUCCAGUAUUUGCGCAAUAGAGAGAAUUCCAUUUGGUUUUUAUGUUUAACUGAAAUGUUUGGCCUAAUUAAACUAAUUUGCACCUCAA
Aedes albopictus (Asian tiger mosquito) is the source of this 6713-nucleotide messenger RNA. RefSeq names its product 1-phosphatidylinositol 4,5-bisphosphate phosphodiesterase classes I and II (gene Plc21C). Gene Ontology annotation, molecular function: phosphatidylinositol-4,5-bisphosphate phospholipase C activity; calcium ion binding. The record is from RefSeq and is a predicted model, not a curated record. NCBI's taxonomy places the organism in Eukaryota, Metazoa, Arthropoda, Insecta, Diptera, Culicidae. The transcript is spliced from 20 exons. Gene Ontology annotation, biological process: release of sequestered calcium ion into cytosol; phosphatidylinositol-mediated signaling; lipid metabolic process. Bases 2018 to 6385 code for a protein of 1455 amino acids.